UCAGUGACGCCAGUCACGAUGCUGUAUGGCAUCGUACUCUUUCCUUGACCCACAUCCACAACAGAUCUAGCCCCACAUGUCUUACUAUACCCCUAACCCCCCAAGUGCCUACACAUCGAACCCUCCCAAUAACUAUACAUCAAACCCUCCUGGUGCCUAUGGAUCAAACCCUCCCAAUGCCUACGCGUCUAACCUCGGUCGAUACCCCAGUUCCCAACCCAGGCAGUACAUUCAGCAACAGGGUCUUCCAGCUGGCGCUGAUCCCCAGCUCUGGCAGUGGUUCUGCGCUGUCGAUACUGAUCGAUCGGGCGCGCUCAGCGUCACGGAACUUCAAGAUGCCCUGGUGAACGGUAAGUGGACAAAGUUUGAUCUCGAUACGGUCAAGAUGCUCAUGAACAUCUUUGAUACUGAUCGAAGCGGAACCAUCGGCUUCAAUGAAUUUGCUGGAUUAUGGAAAUAUAUCGCCGAAUGGCAACGAGUCUUCAAGCACUUUGACAGGGACCAUUCUGGUUCUAUCGACGGACGUGAACUUGCGGAAGCCCUCCGCAACUUUGGCUACAACCUAUCUCCUCCUUUGUUGCGAGCGCUAGAAAUUCGAUAUGCAUCUGGCGCGCCUAGUGCGUAUGGCCCCCCUCCUGGUAUUACUUUCGACCGCUUCGUGAGAGCGUGUGUGACCGUCAAGACUUUGUCCGAAACAUUCCAAAGGGAGGACCGUGACAAUGACGGCUGGAUUCAACUCAACUAUGAAGAUUUCUUGAAGAUUUCGCUGAGUGCACCUUAACUGGUGAGGACUGUGAUGCAAUGCGAUAAAUAACCUCUGCAUUCGUUGCGGACGUUGGAAAUGUAUGAUAACCUUUUGAAAUACGAUGUUUCAUGUAUAUACAACCUUCACCGUUCUGUAUGUAUGUAUAUGAGCCUCGCCACCGCUUGUAAUUUCAAUUUGCAUGCGUUAUAAGCCCCA
Suillus discolor is the source of this 961-nucleotide messenger RNA. Its product is annotated as EF-hand. Bases 77 to 781 code for a protein of 234 amino acids. The transcript has 8 exons. Gene Ontology annotation, molecular function: calcium ion binding. Lineage: Eukaryota; Fungi; Basidiomycota; Agaricomycetes; Boletales; Suillaceae. The record is from RefSeq and is a predicted model, not a curated record.